Leptonychotes weddellii (Weddell seal) is the source of this 735-nucleotide messenger RNA. NCBI's taxonomy places the organism in Eukaryota, Metazoa, Chordata, Mammalia, Carnivora, Phocidae. The record is from RefSeq and is a predicted model, not a curated record.
AUGGCAUUAUUCCCACUAGUGGUGUUUCUGGCUGCUGUGCUGCUUCCAUCUAUACCCACAGAAGGAAAGGAUCCAUCCUUUACUGCUUUGCUAGCUACUCAAACGCAAGUCCAAAAAGAGAUUGUAAAUAAACACAAUGAACUAAGGAAAUCAGUCUCUCCACCUGCCAGCAACAUGCUAAAGAUGGAAUGGAACCGAGAAGCAGCAGCAAAUGCCCAAAAGUGGGCAAACAAGUGCACUUUAGAACAUAGCGUGCCAGAGGACCGAAAAACGAGUACAAAAUGUGGUGAGAAUCUCUAUAUGUCAAGCUACCCUGCCCCAUGGUCAGAUGCAAUCCAAAGCUGGUAUGAGGAGCGCCAUAAUUUUGUCUAUGGUGUAGGACCUAAGAGUUCUGGUGCAGUUGUUGGGCAUUACACCCAGCUUGUUUGGUACUCUUCUUACCAUGUUGGAUGUGGAAUUGCCUAUUGCCCCAAUCAAGAAAAUCUAAAAUACUACUACGUUUGCCAAUAUUGUCCUGCUGGCAAUGAUGUGAGUAAAAAGAAUACCCCUUACCAACAAGGAACACCUUGUGCUAGUUGCCCUGGUAACUGUGACAAUGGAUUAUGCACCAACAGUUGCGAGUUUGAAGAUCUCCUUAGUAACUGUGAUUCCUUGAAGAAAACAGCUGGCUGUGGACAUGAAUUGCUUAAGGAAAAGUGCAAGGCUACUUGCCUAUGUGAAAACAAAAUUUACUGA